Messenger RNA from Topomyia yanbarensis, 2284 nucleotides. RefSeq names its product death-associated inhibitor of apoptosis 1 (gene Diap1). The record is from RefSeq and is a predicted model, not a curated record. Gene Ontology annotation, molecular function: cysteine-type endopeptidase inhibitor activity involved in apoptotic process; ubiquitin protein ligase activity. The transcript is spliced from 2 exons. NCBI's taxonomy places the organism in Eukaryota, Metazoa, Arthropoda, Insecta, Diptera, Culicidae. Gene Ontology annotation, cellular component: cytoplasm; nucleus. Gene Ontology annotation, biological process: regulation of cell cycle; positive regulation of protein ubiquitination; negative regulation of apoptotic process. The coding region runs from base 621 to 1874 and encodes 417 amino acids.
UGUUCACACUGGUCUCACUCAGUUUUGCUCUGUCCUUCGAAGCUUUGUGAGCGCGCGGUAGUAUUGUUUCUUCACUCGAACCGAAUCGGGUUCAGAUGUGGAUUAUUUUCGGAAAGUUUUUCGCAACCGUACCAGAAGGGGGAAAACUAGUUUAAUUACGUCAUAACAAUUAGGGGAACGAGUAGGCAAAGCUGGAAAGUGCUGUCUGUGGAAAGUUUGUUCCAGCCAAAUCGAUAUCGAGGUCUCAAAUUUGGAUUUAUUGCGGAGAACGUAGUCAGUUAGAUAUGUGUAUUUUCGAGAUCAAUCUUUUCUCAACUGGAGUACCAAGACGACACAGUCACCACCAGCAUCUGCAUCAUCAUCAUUCUGCUCUGAGCAAAGCGGAAAGAGCGAAAUCAACGUGUUAGAGAGAGAGAGAGUGAGAGAGUGCAACUGCAUCACUCGUUUUGUAAAUAAAAAUAAAACUAAUAGCAACUGCACCUUGGAAAGCCCAGCUGCAGUGUUGUUCGCUCAGUCUCCAUUCGACCGUCGCGGCUUUCAGAUAGUCGUUUAGUUUUCCGUUUCUCCUCUUCAGACUAUCCUCUUUUUUCCCCGGGACAUAAAAAAAGGCAUCAAAUAAAAUGACCGCACAAGUUCUAUCGAUACCUCGGGAUUACCCGGAUAAUAAAGUGAAGGAAGAUUACGGUAUGACGGGACCAUCGGUCACGUAUCAUAUGGAAGUUACUCGGCUGGAUUCGUUCAAGAAUUGGGACAUCUUGUUUAUUAGCAAGACGGAACUCGCUCGCUAUGGGUUCUACUAUGUGGGACCGAACGAUAUGGUUAAGUGUUACUUCUGUCGGGUCGAGAUUGGAUUGUGGGAACCGACCGAUAAUGUGCUUUCGGAACAUUUGAGAUGGUCCCCGUACUGUCCGUUGCUGCGAAAACGUCCAACAAAUAAUGUGCCCAUUGAUAGCAGUUUUUUGGAUCAGCUGCCGGAACCUAGCUACGAUACGUGUGGCAUUCGGAUUCGUGAAAAUUCCGUUGCAGAAAAUGGUUACUCGUCGUCGGAUAGAAGCAGCAGCGGAUCAUUGACGUCCCCACCUAGUUCACUGACAUCAGAAUCUAGCAUGAUGUCAAGUGAUAUGGCCAUGUUCGAUCAACAUCAACAGCAGCCUUUACCACAGCAGAAGCGGCCUGAAUAUCCAAACUAUGCAAUCGAGGCGAAACGGCUUGAAAGCUACGAAGAUUGGCCGAAAUUUAUGAAACAGAAACCCAAGGAACUUAGCGACGCAGGAUUCUUCUAUACCGGCAAGAGCGAUCGAGUCAAGUGCUUCAGCUGUGGGGGAGGACUAAAGGAUUGGGAAGCAGAGGAUGAACCUUGGGAACAACAUGCCAUGUGGUAUAGUAAUUGUGAGUACCUGAAACUAAUGAAGGGUGAAGAGUAUAUCUCUCGGUGUUUGGCAAAGAAAGAUAACCCACCCCAGGCGGCGUCGGAGCAACUGCAAAGUCCUCAGGAUUUUGGCCCAUCAUGUUCGCCACAGCCUUCAACUUCCGGAGUAGCCUCUUCGGCAACCACCACCUCGCUUCCUUCGUCUCAAUCGUCCAGCCUAAGCACAUCGGUUGAAGACAUGAACGCCAGCGGCAGCACGCUCCGCAACAACAGUCAGUCUCCGACAGAUCAAACGGCUAGCAGUGGUAUCGAGGAGGACGAGGACGAACCAAAUCGCAAAUCGGACACGAGCCGAACGUGCAAAAUUUGCUAUGUUAACGAGUACAAUACGGCAUUCUCGCCCUGUGGUCACGUGGUAGCGUGUGCAAAGUGCGCUUCUUCUGUCACUAAGUGUCCUCUGUGCCGGAAACCUUUUACCAAUGUGAUGCGGAUCUAUCUUAUGUGAAAAUUUCAAAUAAAAGUGAGCGCAUUAAUCUAAACAAAAUUCGCGUUCUUCAUUUUCUUGCUUCAACCGGAAACUGGGGUGAUAUUGUGCAUCCUGAGAGGAAAUAUGUUUUUUUAUUUCGUUUUGUUUGCAUAAUGUGGCUCCUGAUUGAAUGCUGGAAUAAUUCCUCUGCCCUCACAGGGUCGGAAAUGUUGCCGGCCUGUGGGUACCACAACUGCAGAGAUUUGAUGAAGUGUUCGCUCGAAUCUGGUUCACGGUGUAUGCAUUGUUGACAGUGCUACUACUAAUUUGUACGCUUGAUAAACACUGAAAACUACAUAUUUGUAUAUAGUUACUUUUGGAUUUACAAAUAGACUAAGCACUUUAUACGAUAAAAAAUAAAAUAAAAAAUGGAAAAUUUGUAACUGAGA